UGGGAGUACGCCGCCAGAGCCCCUGAGAGCUGGCCGGACUCUGUAGCCUUCGUCCUCCCGACACAAGCGGAUCAUCGAGGGGACCUUGCGCGGAGUCAAAAGGACUGGAAAUUAUUUAGCCCUCUCACAUCAACGUACCGCAUGGUGGGAAUUUCUGCCUCUUUUCAGUAUCGCACUGGGAAGCACUCCACCAUGCCCGACUCACCUGCGGACGUCAAGACACAGUCCAGGUUGACCCCCCCUACCAUGCCGCCCCCACCCAGCACGCAAGGAGCACCCCGCAACAGCUCCUACACCCCCACCACAUUAACCAACGGCAGCAGCCACUCUCCUACGGCGCUCAACGGCGCUCCAUCUCCUCCGAACGGCUACAGCAACGGCCCUAGCUCCUCCUCCUCCUCUUCGCUGGCCAACCAGCAGCUGCCGCCGGCCUGCGGCGCGCGGCAGCUCAGCAAGCUCAAGCGCUUCCUCACGACUCUGCAGCAGUUUGGCAACGACAUCUCACCUGAAAUCGGCGAGCGGGUCCGCACAUUAGUGCUAGGACUAGUGAAUUCCACGCUAACCAUCGAAGAAUUUCACUCCAAGCUCCAAGAAGCCACCAACUUCCCUCUGCGACCUUUCGUCAUUCCCUUUCUGAAGGCCAACCUGCCGCUUCUUCAGAGGGAGCUGCUGCACUGUGCCAGGCUGGCCAAGCAGAACCCGGCUCAGUACCUGGCCCAGCAUGAGCAGCUGCUCCUGGACACCAGCACCACCUCGCCGGUGGACUCCUCCGAACUCCUGCUGGACGUCAACGAGAACGGCAAGAGAAGGACGCCAGACAGAACCAAAGAGAAUGGCUUCGAGCGAGAUGGUGCCCUGCAUCCAGAUGUUCACCCUAGCAAGCGGCCCUGCACCAUAAGCCCCGCCCAGCGCUUCAGCCCAUCCAAUGGGAUCUCCUACCAACCCAACGGCCUGCCCCACCCGGGCCCGCUCCCUCCGCAGCACUACAGGCUGGAUGACAUGGCCAUCGCCCAUCACUACCGCGACACCUACAGACACCCCGCCUCCAACCACCGGGAGAUCCGGGAGAGAGCCAGGCCUAUUGGUAUGCAUACAGGGACCCGGCAGGAGGAAGUGAUUGACCACAGGCUGACAGACAGAGAGUGGGCUGAGGAGUGGAAGCACCUUGACCAUCUGCUGAACUGUAUCAUGGACAUGGUGGAGAAGACAAGGCGCUCCCUGACAGUACUGCGGCGGUGCCAGGAGGCCGACCGCGAGGAGCUCAACUACUGGAUCCGGCGAUACAGCGACGCCGAAGAGCUGAAGAAGGGCGCUGCCAGUGGGCAGUCGAGGCAGCAGAGCCCGGCGGCACAGGAAAAUGCAACAUCAGAAAUUCACAGGGAGCUGCUGCACCGGCCUGUGUCUGGAUACGUUCCUGAAGAGAUCUGGAAGAAAGCUGAAGAGGCGGUGAAUGAGGUGAAGCGACAGGCCAUGUCAGAGCUGCAGAAGGCCGUGUCAGAGGCCGAGCGCAAGGCUCACGAGAUGAUCAGCAGCGAGCGGGCCAAGAUGGAGCGCACGGUAGCCGAGGCCAAGCGGCAGGCGGCCGAGGAUGCUCUCUCCAUAAUCAACCAGCAGGAGGACUCCAGUGAGAGCUGCUGGAACUGCGGCCGCAAAGCCAGUGAGACGUGCAGCGGCUGCAACACGGCGCGCUACUGCGGCUCCUUCUGCCAGCAUAAGGACUGGGAGAAGCACCAUCAUGUCUGCGGUCAGACCCUCCAGGCCCAGCAGCAGCAGGCCAGCCAGCAGCAGGGUAGCGUCCCAGGGUCAGAGACCCCUGCUCCCAUCAGCUCCUCCGCCUGCACCCCGAGCAGCGGAACUGGGAGUCCGGCUGCUACCCCGCCUGCUGCUACCCCUCGCUCCUCCACCCCCAGCACCCCGUCCUCCUCCGCCCUGGAUGGCACACCGCGCUAAGAGACUGAUACAGAGGACGGAGGCAAAAGCCUCCGGGGUGAAACAGCUGGCCCUCAACCACACAACAGCAUGACUGUCUACAUUGCCUUGCAAAGAUGCUAAGCUAACGUGGCUAACAGAAAGAGAUGGCAAUGCUUGUGUCUAUCUUGCAGCAUAGUCAUAGAAGGAGGAGGAGGAGGUCCAUAAUCAGGUCAUAUUGACUUGCCAUGACUUUAAGGAAACGCAAAGAUAUUCUUUGUUUUGAAUGAAUGAAUUUAAAUAUUGACAUCCUUUUAUCGUUACACUUGCUAUUCUCGUUGUCCGUUUGUCGUCGUGCCUGUUGUUGUUAACGUUGUUGUCAUUGUAGCUUAUCUUAUUUUUU
Molecule: messenger RNA, 2311 nt
Organism: Chelmon rostratus (copperband butterflyfish)
Lineage: Eukaryota; Metazoa; Chordata; Actinopteri; Chaetodontiformes; Chaetodontidae
Gene: runx1t1
Product: RUNX1 partner transcriptional co-repressor 1
Exons: 11
Coding region: 142-1950 (602 amino acids)
Biological process (GO): negative regulation of DNA-templated transcription; DNA-templated transcription
Cellular component (GO): nucleus
Molecular function (GO): transcription corepressor activity
Source: RefSeq, a predicted model, not a curated record